CUUCUCCAAGAUGUCCAAAUAUUCGGGCAAAAAAUGUCGCCUGCUCUCAAUGAUGUGGCUGACGGCGUUUUUCUUCUUUGUGGAGAUCAUCGUGGGCUAUGUGACCAACUCGAUGGCGCUAGUGGCGGACAGUUUUCACAUGUUGGGCGACAUUGCUGCCCUGGUCAUAUCAUUCCUCUCAGUGAAGAUGUCGCCCAAAAAAUGGUCGAAGAACACCUUUGGCUGGGCACGAGCCGAGGUGCUGGGAGCUCUGGUCAAUGCGGUGUUUCUGGUUGCGCUCUGCUUCAGCAUCACGAUUGAGGCUUGCAAAAGGUUCAUUGAGCAGGAGCCCAUACAUCAGCCAGAGCUAUUGCUCAUUGUUGGUAUACUCGGUCUGCUGGUCAACAUGGUGGGCCUGUGUCUACUCUAUGAGCAUGGCGGUCAUCAUGGACACUCGCAUGGCGGUGGUUUGACACGCAAUCACAGCCGGCUUACAGAGCUGGCCAACAUGGACGAGGGUGAGGAUGAGCCAAACGAUUAUGCCUAUGAAAAGCAGAAGGAAAAGCAGGUUAAGAAGUCCAGCCAUGGACACAGCCAUGAUCCCGGCCAGAUGAACAUGCGUGGCGCCUUUCUGCACGUGCUCAGCGAUGCCUUGGGCAGCGUUAUUGUGGUAGUGAGUGCACUGGUUGUUUGGAAGAGUGACUGGGAGUAUCGUCUGUACAUUGAUCCAGCGCUGUCCAUUGUGCUGGUAGCGCUAAUCUUGCACUCUGUGUGGCCGCUGCUGCGUGAAUCGGCGCUCAUUUUGCUGCAAACGGUGCCCACGCACAUUCAGGUGGACGCCAUACAGAAACGUCUGCUGGAGAAAGUGGAUGGCGUGCUGGCAGUGCACGAGUUCCAUGUCUGGCAGUUGGCCGGUGAUCGCAUCAUUGCGUCUGCACACAUACGUUGCCGCAAUCUGUCAGAGUACAUGAAGAUAGCUGAGAAGGUCAAGGAGUUCUUUCACAAUGAAGGCAUACACUCGACCACCAUACAGCCAGAGUUCAGUGAGAUCGAGGGCUGCAAUAUGUCCGAUGGUACCUCCAGCAUUAAUAUGAGUGGCUCCGAUUGCUGUGCCCUCGAUUGUCCCACCACAGAGGAGGGCUGCGUGAAAGCCACCUGCUGCCAAAACAACAACAAAUUGAAUCCGCUGCCUUCACCCUCAAGCUCACCUUACAUGUGCCGUCAACGCAACGCGGCACGCCAAGCGGGCGAUGUUGAGGCUGGCUCGCUGCUAGAGGCCGCAGCCAGUGGCAUCAACCCGGUGAUAAGCAAUGGCAGUGCUGUUACAGCAGCCGCGGAGCCAACGCCAAAGAAUGAAAUAGUCUGACAACAGCAACAGCAGCAGCCAACAGCACAACAGCAUCAAGUACACUUUGAUACAAGCCCAACCACUAAAACAACCACAACCACAAAAUCAUCAACAACACGUGAUAUAAUAAAGCAAAAAACUUCCAAAGUCAUCGCUGCCAGCGAUGCCAGCCCAAGUCUCUCGCUAACUGCACAAAGACGUCGCGAGCUGCAGCUGCGUGCCGAGGAGCAGUCCAAGGAGCAAGUGAAACUCAGCGGCGGUGCCUGCACCCGGAACGGCGAUGAGGUGGCUCUUUAAAGGAGCAGUAGCAGUAGAAGGAGACGCAACCUAAGCUGUUUAGUAGAAAAUACAUACACACACAUAUUUUGUUUUUAGUUCGUGGUUAAGUGCAGGUUCUCAGCGUUGUCUAGUUUAGCAGAUAAAGAAUUAUUUUAAAGUGUUGGUGCUUAUGUGCAACAAGCGACUACAACAACAUAAACACAAACAUUAACAGCGCACUAUAAUUCAUUUAUAUAUUUUAUGUGCUAGUUUAAUUGAAAUCAAAAUGUUUAGAUUUAGCAAUUUAGCACUUAUUCAUAUAAUAUAUUUAAAUUAUAUGAAAUGUUGAUAGAUUGAACAAAAUGAAAAACAAUGAAACAAAAGAUUAGUUAAUUCUUAGCCGUAAGCGCAACAACAAUUAAGAAUAUAUGUACGUUUUUUACAUUUUGAAAAAGUUUAUACAUGAAAAGGAGAUGAAAAAAAAAACACAUUAUAUUUAGUAGAUAUAUAUAUAUAUACAUAAUAUAGUUAAUGAUCAAAGACAGUGACAGCUGUGACUGUUUAGAGAAAAGUUAAAAGAAUUACGAAUACCUAGCGUAUUAAAAUUUUUGCAAAUUCUAUAUAAAAAAAAAAAAAGUAAAAUAAAAACUUAUAUAUACAUUCUAUAAUUAGGCAUUAAUUUUUUAUUCUUAGUAGUUUGAUUAAUAAUGCUAAAGUAUGAAAAGGGUUUUGCUGCGCUAUGCUAAUUAGUAUAUCAUUAAUUAUAUUUAUCAUUGCUAUGCCGCUGUAUUAUCCUAUCUGAUUGUUUCACUGUGUUUACGUAUAUGUCUGUAAAUAUGCCUACAUCAAACAUAAAUCAUUAUAUAAUUAAAUGAUACGAGAAAUGAAAGCCAAACAAUA
This is a messenger RNA of Drosophila mojavensis, 2485 nucleotides long. It is a transcript of the gene ZnT63C, whose product is annotated as zinc transporter 1. Gene Ontology annotation, molecular function: zinc ion transmembrane transporter activity. The record is from RefSeq and is a predicted model, not a curated record. The transcript is spliced from 6 exons. Bases 11 to 1345 code for a protein of 444 amino acids. NCBI's taxonomy places the organism in Eukaryota, Metazoa, Arthropoda, Insecta, Diptera, Drosophilidae. Gene Ontology annotation, biological process: detoxification of zinc ion; zinc ion transmembrane transport; intracellular zinc ion homeostasis. Gene Ontology annotation, cellular component: membrane.